GUGCGGAGGCACAUUCUUCAUCCUGGGACGCCCACCGCAGAAGGCGCCAACGCCAAGCAGCCCAUUUAUGUAUUGCAAGUAAUUACGCUGCUUAUCUUCUCGCUCUAACUCUGAACAGCACUUAUCUAUCUAUACUCUAUCCAAAGCACCAUUUCUCACUCUCCAAUCUUACUACCAACGUACCUAAUGCUAUUUCCCUCUAAAUCUGUUCACUGAAGCAUUCUUUUCUCCUCCUCGUUUUGAUUCCAAAUGAGGAAUUUGAACCAGUUCUCCUUCCCACUUUAGCAAUUCCGCUGGCGGGAUUCAUGGAGGUGGUCAUUGCUGAAGUUCGUUUUAUUAGUCACUUCCAGCUUCUUCGUCAGGGUAGUCUCUUCUCUUGCCCUUCGUUGUUCCCCUCCAAGAAGUCUCUUCCGCUGCACAUAUACCAUCAAGCACCACCACGAAAUAUUUUCGGAUUCACGUGUUCUGCGAAGAGUCGUAAAUCCGUAAGAAGACUAGCUACUUUAUCAACAGGCAAGUCAAGCACCACUGCUGAUAAAUUAUGCAAGAUCAUCUGGACCAUAGAAGCUGAUUUAGAAGAUGGUCAGCUUCUUUACAUAACUGGUGAUCCUGCUGUAUUAGGUUGCUGGAAGCCAGACAUGGCUCUACUGAUGUCUCCUUCAGAGCAUGUUAACGUAUGGAGGACUGAGUUCAAGAUUGAAUGUGGCUUGAAUUUCAAAUAUAAUUACUUCAUUGAGGGAAAAUCAGGUUCCUCAAGUGACAUCCUUUGGAAGCCUGGACCAGAGUUUAUUCUAUCUGUACCUCCUAAUGUUCAUGGAGAUGCUAAAAUUGUAGUAAGGGAUUCAUGGAUUAGAUCUGAUUGCCAGAUGUCUGCAGCUUAUGCAUGGGGUCACUACAUGGAAGAGAUGUAUCUUCUAGAGCAUACCCCUAUAUCUUUUCCGGUCAAAGAUGAAGCAAAGAUUAUGAAUCAGCUUGAAAAUGACAUGACAAAGUUGAAGGCACUUGGAGUAGAAGAUCAUUUCUAUGAUGACAAUGAGAACAUGAUAAAUGGAUUUGAUAUGGUUUCAAAUUCUAGUAGCAUAUGUUCUGAUAAAUACCAGCCUAUUGAAGAACCCUGGUUGCUCUGUCCACCAUCUUUCUUUGUCUCCAAGGAUAGAGUAGAAUCUGAUGCAAGAACUGAUGCCACUGUAGAAAAUCAAGUGACGCUAGUAGAUACAGACAAGUUGUUGCCUGAAGAAAGUAGUGAUAUCAUUUCAAAGGAACCUGUUUCUACCAUUAUACUGAUUAACUCUUCAAUAUGUACCAUGCAAAGGAUUGCUGUGCUGGAAGGUGAGAAAUUGGUUGAAUUGUUACUGGAACCCGUGAAGAGCAAUGUGCAAUGUGAUAGUGUAUAUGUAGGGGUAGUCACAAAGCUUGUUCCCCAUAUGGGUGGGGCUUUUGUAAAUAUUGGUAGUUCUAGGCCUUCUUUAAUGGACAUAAAGCAUAACAGGGAACCAUUUAUUUUCCCUCCAUUUCGUCAAAGAACGAAGAAACAAGAUCUGCAGGCUUCAUCCAUUCCUAAUAAAAAUGAUUUGAUAUCUGAUGAUGUUGAAGUCACUGAUGGAAUGUCAGACAUACACUCUGAGGAUGGCUCUUUACAAUUACUGCACAAUGACUAUGAUGAGCAGGAAGGAGAAGAUGAUUAUGAUAUUUCAGAAGUCCUUAAGGAAAAUGUAAAUGGCAGCUUGGUUGAUGAUGUUGAAGUAGAGGCUGACUUUGAGGAUGACAUUGAUGGAAGUGAAGUCCAUCUAGAAGAAGAAACCAAAAGCACUUCCCUUUCUACCAGCAUAGAUGGGUCUGUCAGCUAUCAAAUUUUACGGGACAAAGAUACAGAGGGAGACCAAGUACCUGCUGAAGAAAGUAAAUGGACCCGAGUUCGCAAGGGCGCCAAAAUUAUUGUACAAGUUGUCAAAGAGGGUCUUGGUACCAAGGGUCCCACUCUGACUGCUUAUCCAAAACUAAGAAGUAGAUUCUGGAUCUUGGUGACUCGUUGUGAUAGAAUAGGAGUCUCCAAAAAAAUUUCCGGUGUUGAGCGCACAAGACUGAAAGUUAUUGCAAAAACGUUGCAGCCUCAGGGUUUUGGUCUCACUGUAAGAACUGUUGCUGCUGGUCAUUCGUUAGAGGAACUGCAGAAAGACUUGGAAGGUUUGCUUUCAACUUGGAAAAAUAUAAUGGAACAGGCAAAAUGUGCAGCACUUGCUGCAGAUGAAGGUGUAGAAGGAGCUGUUCCUGUUAUUUUGCACACGCCAAUGGGUCAAACUCUCUCAGUGGUCCAGGAUUAUUUCAGCAAAACGGUUAAGAAAAUGGUGGUUGACUCGCCGAGGACAUAUCAUGAGGUGACCAGUUACCUUCAGGAAAUUGCCCCUGAUCUCUGUGAUCGAGUUGAGCUAUAUGAUAAAAGAGUUCCACUUUUUGAUGAAUUUAACAUUGAAGGAGAGAUUGACAAUAUCCUCAGCAAAAGGGUUCCACUUGCUAAUGGAGGUUCUCUAGUUAUUGAACAAACCGAGGCAUUAGUUUCUAUUGAUGUAAAUGGAGGGCAUGGGAUGUUUGGUCAAGGAAUCUCGCAGCAGAAAGCUAUACUAGAUGUCAAUCUUGCAGCUGCAAAACAAAUUGCUAGGGAGUUGAGGUUGCGGGAUAUUGGGGGCAUUAUUGUGGUUGAUUUCAUUGAUAUGAUUGAUGAGGCGAAUAAAAGAUUAGUCUAUGAAGAAGUCAAGAAGGCCGUUGAGAGAGACAGAUCCAUGGUUAAAGUCUCUGAAUUGUCCAGGCAUGGACUCAUGGAAAUAACACGAAAGAGGGUUCGACCAAGUGUAACUUUCAUGGUUAGUGAACCAUGUUCCUGUUGCCAUGGCACUGGCAGGGUUGAAGCUUUAGAGACAUCCUUCUCAAAAAUUGAACAACAAAUCUGCAGGCUUCUUGCAACACUGGAUGGGAAGCCAGACCCGGAAAACCCAAAAUCCUGGCCUAAAUUUAUUCUGAGAGUUGACCAUCAUAUGUGCGAAUAUCUGACUUCUGGUAAAAAGACGAGACUUGCAACAUUGAGCAGCUCUCUUAAAGUCUGGAUUCUCUUAAAGGUUGCUAGAGGUUUCACCAGAGGAACAUUUGAGGUGAAACCAUUUACAGAUGACAAGGUGGAGAAAAAUCAGCAUCAACAUCAAGUCGCUAUUUCAAUGUUGAGAUCUUCAGAGGCCAGUACCAAAAAACCUGGCCAAAACGUGACCCUUGUUCCUGUCAAGAAACUGAAGGCUAGGAGGAAAUAAGUCGGUCAUGAUCUGUACAAUAGUUCUUUCAUGAAGUAGGCCUCAUUGAAGGUUAGGAGGAAAUAAAUGAGUCAUGGUUAUCUGUAGAAUAGUUCUUUUCUUGAAAUUGACAUAGCCAUCCUUCCACUUUUCUUGUGUGUUCUAGUUUUGAUCAGUUUUGGAUGGUAUACAUAGGUUAGGAAGAGAAAGUAUGGCAUUGUGGGAGAGCAAAAGUCAUGAACCUGAGAAGCCUAAGGACAAACUUUUGUAUAAAAAUUUUUCGACUGAACAUAUCACAAGAGUCCAAAAGUUCUACUUGCUUUGGAUUUUAUUUGUGCAAUGUACUACUUUCAAGGUUU
This is a messenger RNA of Prosopis cineraria, 3634 nucleotides long. RefSeq names its product ribonuclease E/G-like protein, chloroplastic. The record is from RefSeq and is a predicted model, not a curated record. The transcript has 14 exons. Gene Ontology annotation, molecular function: starch binding; RNA binding; RNA nuclease activity. Gene Ontology annotation, biological process: rRNA processing. Gene Ontology annotation, cellular component: cytoplasm. Lineage: Eukaryota; Viridiplantae; Streptophyta; Magnoliopsida; Fabales; Fabaceae. The coding region runs from base 306 to 3296 and encodes 996 amino acids.